UGUUGCUCCGAACCUCGGGCGCUAAGUUUCCUUCCCUUCCAUUUCUCCGUCUCUCCGUCCUCCAAGUCUUUCCCUUCCUCCGUUCUGUACUUCUCGACUCCGCCAGACCUCUCCCCUCCUCUACACAUUCUCACAAUGGCACCAAUUACCGACGAUGUCGUUUCCGGUCUCAAGGACACUAUUGGCAAGCUGGAGGCCCGCGUCAUCGAGCUCGAGGGCCGUCUGACCGGCUCCAAGCCCAAGUCCGUGACAGAGCAGAUCCGUGUUAUUCUCAUGGGUCCUCCUGGUGCUGGCAAGGGUACUCAGGCCCCGAACAUCAAGGACAAGUUCUGCGCGUGCCACCUGGCUACCGGAGACAUGUUGCGGUCACAGGUCGCUAAGAAGACCGAGCUCGGCAAGGAGGCUAAGAAGAUCAUGGACCAGGGUGGUCUUGUCAGCGACGAGAUCAUGGUGAACAUGAUCAAGAGCGAGCUGGACAACAACGCCGAGUGCAAGAACGGCUUCAUUCUGGACGGCUUCCCUCGCACCGUCGCCCAGGCCGAGCGUCUGGAUGACAUGCUCUCCUCCCGCAAGCUCCCUCUCCAGCACGCCAUUGAGCUGCAGAUCGACGACGCCCUGCUUGUGGCCCGUAUCACCGGCCGUCUGGUGCACCCGGCCUCGGGCCGCUCGUACCACAAGAUCUUCAACCCUCCCAAGAAGGACAUGGUUGACGAUGUCACCGGCGAGCCUCUGAUCCAGCGUUCCGACGACAACGCCGAGACCCUCAGCAAGCGUCUGGUCACCUAUCACGCCCAGACCUCGCCCGUCUGCGAGUACUACAAGAAGACCGGUAUCUGGCGCGGCAUUGAUGCCAGCCAGGAGCCUGGUCAGGUGUGGAAGAGCCUUCUGGGUGUGUUCAACAAGACCCAGUAAAGCAAAGAGGGGCGAACUCAAUUGGGAGGAAAGAUUUCUGUGCUUAGGGUGUGAACAAAACAAAAGCGCGCCAUUUCUUGAAAGCGCGCAAAACCUGUCGGUCAAAGAGUGGCUGGAUGGGUGGACGAGUUUAACCAGUCGGGUUUCGUCCCUGUGUGCUCGCGCAUGUUGUUUGUUUUUUUGUUUUCUGAUUUCUUUUGUUUUGGGCUUGGUUGGGGAGCACAUGAGGAGCGAGGGACUUGGUGAUACCGUUCGCAUAUAGACGCAGAAUAAUUGUCUCUCAAGGUCAUGUAUAGUAUGUGUACUUGUUGUGGUACCCAAUCACUGUCGCCUGCAAUGGCCAAUCUGUA
Penicillium subrubescens is the source of this 1262-nucleotide messenger RNA. It is a transcript of the gene adk1, whose product is annotated as adenylate kinase ADK1. Gene Ontology annotation, cellular component: mitochondrion; cytoplasm. Gene Ontology annotation, biological process: ADP biosynthetic process. Lineage: Eukaryota; Fungi; Ascomycota; Eurotiomycetes; Eurotiales; Aspergillaceae. The coding region runs from base 136 to 912 and encodes 258 amino acids. Gene Ontology annotation, molecular function: ATP binding; AMP kinase activity. The transcript is spliced from 4 exons. The record is from RefSeq and is a predicted model, not a curated record.